Brassica oleracea var. oleracea is the source of this 365-nucleotide messenger RNA. RefSeq lists its product as uncharacterized. Lineage: Eukaryota; Viridiplantae; Streptophyta; Magnoliopsida; Brassicales; Brassicaceae. Bases 24 to 365 code for a protein of 113 amino acids. The transcript has a single exon. The record is from RefSeq and is a predicted model, not a curated record.
CCGGGUAUUAAUUGGACUCAGACAUGACAGGUAACGCUGGUUUAGUUAACCUGGAAACUGAGGAAGAGAAACAAGAAGCAAACGAACCUAAACAACGCAGUGGAGAGGAAGACUGCGAGGAAGAUGACUUGUUCGAGAUAAACCUGGAGGCCGUGAGUGAUGCCAAGUCGUCUCGGCGGUAUGAAUGUCAGAGAUUUCCGGCAAGGACAGGGAGCGUUUUACUAGCGAACUGUCUGUUACCAGCUGCGGACAUCUCCGGUGCCGUGCCGGCGACGUCAAGGGCUUGGAAUGAUUUGGUUUGGUUUAGAAGGCUCCUCUAUGUUGAAAAUCUAGGGACUGAUAGUAAGAAGCUUAAUUAUUUUUGA